CUCCUAGACUACAGAUACAGGUGCAACGGUAGAGAGUAGCCGUGCAGUACAAUUCAAGCGGUUCAUACGAUACAGUUUAAUUAAAAAGGCUAAGAGUAAUAUAAAAAUAAAAACUAGUACAGCCAAAUAAACAAGAAAAACGGGAUAUGUCAUACCACAUUACUUCUUCGGCAAAACGGAAUGUUACAUUACAAUCAUGUAUGGAAGAGAAUUCAUUCUCACAAGAAGCAGAGGACUCCGACGAGGAACGCGAGCUAACCAACCUUAAUUGGCUUUUGAGGAAUCAAAAUUUAACUUGGCCGAAAACCAUUGAUUACAACCCAACCGAUAUUUUAAAUUCGAAAAGGAACGCAGAACCAACUCACAAGUCAAGAGACCAUGAUAAACAUAUCAAAAUGUUUUAUUCUACGCGUGAACGCACAGAUAAAAUAUCCCAUAUAAUUUUAGGGGCUAAUGCGCAAAAAUCUAUAACAAAGAGACCAACUGCGUCAGAACGCUUUGAAACAUUCGUCAAUAAAGUUAAAAGAGACUUAACAGAAUAUGAAAAGUUGGCUAGCAAGUAUGAAACCGACGUGACCGAGAAACCGCCUUUUAAUUAUUCACAUAUAAUAGGAAUGGCUAUGUUACAAAAUGGGCGAAUAACUUUACAACAAUUAUGUUCUUGGAUAGAGGCCAAGUUUGCAUUUUUUAGAGUUCGAAAGAAAUGGAAUAAUUCCAUUAGGCAUAAUUUAUCAUUGCACCAUUGCUUUCGUAACCGAAAAAGAGAAGAAAGGGGAAAAGGUGGUUACUGGGAGCUGGGGGUCGACCCAAAAAAAUGUGACCGGAAACGAAUUCGAAAUAGAAAAAUUUUUCAUCCAACGGAAAAUCAAACUGCUAAGUUCCAGUAUGAACACUUAACAGAAAUACAACAAGCAAACUCUGCUCGGCAAAAUCAUGCAAGAUUCGUUCAAAAAUCGAAGACAAGAAGUCUUCCAGAAAAAUCUGAAGCAAAUAUCUUUAAUAUCGUGCCCCAUGAAGAACCUAAUAUAGCUGAUAAAAAUGAUGAGCAACGUCAGUUACGAAGAAUAAAUAAAGAGGACAUUUUAAAAAAGAAGUCUGAGCUUGACACUAUUAUAUCGAGUACUGAAUCAUUUUUAACAGAACCUCAAAACUUAAACUGUUUUUUUUCCAACAAGACGGAUACUACCAACACGCCCAUUCCUGCAGAAAAGAAUUUCUGCACAUUCAAUAAUUUCUAUUCCGAAAUGACACCUGUGCUUGCUUCAAAUUCAAAUAUCGUAGAAGACCAAAAUGUAUCAAAUGAUGUAUCCUGUCCUAGCCAUGCAUGCAACAUAACAAUCAAUUAUGAUUACACUAACUUUCAACCAAUAGUAGAUAGCAUUGCCGAGCAGUUCCAAUGCCUGCAUGAUAGCGCUGAGUAUGAUCGAAACGACGAUAUCUUAGAAAACCUUCUUGAUGUUUGUGUUACGCACUAUUAAAACAGAACUUAUUGCAAUACAAAAACCAAAAAUGUUUGUUUACAAAGCUAUUAUACAAUGAUUCAAUAAAGUGGCUUGUAUUAUCGA
Drosophila simulans is the source of this 1565-nucleotide messenger RNA. RefSeq names its product forkhead transcription factor HCM1. Gene Ontology annotation, biological process: anatomical structure morphogenesis; cell differentiation; regulation of transcription by RNA polymerase II. Gene Ontology annotation, molecular function: DNA-binding transcription factor activity, RNA polymerase II-specific; RNA polymerase II cis-regulatory region sequence-specific DNA binding. NCBI's taxonomy places the organism in Eukaryota, Metazoa, Arthropoda, Insecta, Diptera, Drosophilidae. Bases 147 to 1478 code for a protein of 443 amino acids. The transcript is spliced from 5 exons. The record is from RefSeq and is a predicted model, not a curated record.